Messenger RNA from Pseudo-nitzschia multistriata, 2827 nucleotides. NCBI's taxonomy places the organism in Eukaryota, Bacillariophyta, Bacillariophyceae, Bacillariales, Bacillariaceae. The record is from the annotation of a GenBank genome assembly.
AGUUUCGUACCGGUACUACCCGUACUCGUACCCAUCAAUUGAUCAAUAAUUUUGUGCAUCCGAGUUGUGAGAUCUGAGGACAAUCUGAAAGGAAUCUAGUUCUSAAUGGCUUUGUUGAACUCAGUCCGGUCGACAAAUUAGAAAGAGCUAGAAAAGGCCUCAAAAUUUGACKGGAACAUGGAUGGGAAAAUCCCCAAGAAUAGCUGUGAUGGGAUGGACACAGCAAUUGACGGGGUCGAUGGGGGUUCUUCWCUGUCGCCAUCGGGAGUGCCGAGGCCGAUUCCGGUCGAGUCUGUUYCACCUGAUACCAAGCCCAUGACAACGGAAACAAAGAAAAACAUCAUUGUUUUCCAAAACGAGCAGAACUUUUCUCUCGUCGAAGUACUCGAGGAAAAGGAGCACAAAGAAGAAGACCGGGUUCGGGUCACCACAGCCCUCUGCCUCMACSUCGAACCGAAAGCUUGCAGCCGAGUAGUGAAGGAAUUGUCGGCGACGCUGCCUCUAGAAGAUGGYUUGUCCCAUUUGAAACGAGUGCGGAGGCGGGUUCUGCCAAUGCCGUCGUCGCUUCCCGAAGCGAAGCCAGCUUUGGAAACAGAAACAUCACAAGCAACGAAGUCCACAACGACGACAUCAACGAAGACAAASCACCAGCACACCAAAGAGGGAAACCCAUCCUUUCCUGUAAAGAAGGAGGAAGGGGAAACAGGUGCGAAAAGYAAAGCCGCGGCGGAAACAUUAUCAUCUUCUUCUGGCCAAAAGCGACCGAAGAAACGUCGGAAAAAAUCAUCGUCGAAACAAAACUUUGUCCUGGAAAUCUUGAUUGGAACACGGUCGCACCUGGUACAACGAUCCAAGCAACAGAAUCCUUCCUCCGAAUUGUCCUUGACGAAAGUACAUCCGAUCGUUCGCGAGUUUGGACCUCUCUACGAGGUUGUGGUUCCCAAGUACGAACCCCGGUCCGAGCAAGAGUGGAAGGAACACAACCAAUCCUGGCCGACCCAUUAUUAUCCACUCAAGUUCGACGAACACCUGCAACACAUACAACAGCAGCAAUCGGCUCUGUCCCAGCACGAAAUCGACGACAUGCGAGAAUUAAUGGAGCGGUGCAUYGMGACCAKGUCCGUCUUGAUUGUAGAUCCGAAUCACGAAUCACGGAAUCGGAAGGAAUCGGCCGCUGCUAGCGAUGCUAUCCAUGCURCAAAUGAAAAGAAACGACAAAAUAAAACAGCAUCCGACCACUGUACAAUCGGCAUCAUCGAGARCGAUAACAACARAUACAACAAUGACAGGCGUCGUGUUGAAGCUGGCAUUGUGAGCAUUUCAACAAACGAACAGGAACUGCAAGGUGCAAACCAACAAAAAUUUCACAAUCCCCUCGCGACACCCGUUCUUUUUGCCAUCCAGGGCGUUAGUCGGCGGGAGCGAGAAGCCACCGCAGGCAUUCAGAGCAGCGACAAAGACGUAGCUGAGGGUUCUCGCAAUGACGCCUAUUCCAAAAUGAAAGUCAGAGCCAUCGCAGAGCAGCAGCUGGAUACAGCCAUUAGCGCAGGAUCAACACCAACCACCGACGAUCUUCCCGCUGCUGCUGCCUCGGGGCGCCACAACUCGUACCCUUUGGGAACGCGCUUGAAAAAAUUCUUCGCGAAGCAACGGGCCUGGUACCUCGGAACCAUCSUCUCAUACGAUACCGAAUCAAGRUUUUAUUUCAUUAAAUACGACGAUGGAGACACCGAGGAGUUGGAGCACCACGAGAUCGACACGAACUUGUCUGAUCUUCCGACCAGCAAGUAUGAGGAAGGAUUCCAGUACGAGACUAGGAAARCAUACAAAACGAAGAAACGCAAGACGCGGGGGAACUCAAAAGCACAUGCUGAUCUCRUAUGCUGGGUCAUCGGGACRGUGAAAUCCAGGUACUUUUACRCACCGAAGAAGGCCAARGGAUUCUGGUGCUAUCGUGUAGUCUUGGAAGGSUUGAAWGGGGAUAUYACGCAAGACGUCGACGAAGAAUUCAUUACGAGAAGCAUAGAAGACGCCAAGAGCAAAAAGGGCCACCUCGCACACCUCGGCUCGCCGCUAUCGGUAGCAACAAGCGAGCCAUCACAUGCUAAGCCAGAAUUCACCAUUUCCAAUGGAGGCACAGGUCGUGACCAACCACAGGACGCAACAAAAACAAAUGCAGAUCACGACCAUGGCGACCAUGGCGACAACCAACAGGAGCUACCAACCGGUGGAGGCAAAGAACUCGGUGAGAAAAGCGAAAAACCAAAACAGGAACAAACGAAGGGGCAAUACAUAUGCACGGGAUACGACAUGUACAGCUUUUACGAGCCUUCGGUUUUCGAGGCGAUGGCGUGUUUGCAUUCUCGAUUGAGGCGUUUGAUCUACUUCGUUCCCUCCAAGGGGAGCGAUAUUCAGYCAACUGCAAACAAUGCCGUCUGGAGUCGUGGCAUUUCGAGACACGGUGUUCACCACUUGCCGGGAACAAAUCACAGCUAUAGAGCCUUUGAAUAUCGGCGAUCGUCGUUUUCCUGCUGAAGUAAAARCGGGCGGAGCAUCAAUUAUAUGAUUCGCUCAUCCAGAUGUGCUAUGUCAUUGCMARUAAUUGUAGUUUAUCUCCUAAGAACAAGAACAGGUAUUUUUUUUGGUAAUCUUUUCGUAGCAAAUCACCUGCAAACACUACGUAUAUACUAUCUCUGGUGUUAUACUACAAAAACCUAAUAUUUCUGUUUUUGUUCCAGAAAAUCUGUCAAGCACAAUACGACUCCACCUUUUCUUUUAUUUCUAGUACUAUUUACUACCAGUACCAUAACAAAACAUUUUUUAGAGU